This is a messenger RNA of Aedes albopictus (Asian tiger mosquito), 926 nucleotides long. Its product is annotated as general odorant-binding protein 72-like. Gene Ontology annotation, cellular component: extracellular region. Lineage: Eukaryota; Metazoa; Arthropoda; Insecta; Diptera; Culicidae. The transcript is spliced from 5 exons. Gene Ontology annotation, biological process: sensory perception of smell; olfactory behavior. The coding region runs from base 305 to 748 and encodes 147 amino acids. Gene Ontology annotation, molecular function: dibutyl phthalate binding; odorant binding. The record is from RefSeq and is a predicted model, not a curated record.
CCUCAGUUUGCUUUCAACAACCCAUCUCAAUCAAAACUGAUUAUCCAAUAAAUCUCAAGUGCAAUCUAAACAGCGAACGAUUGAGGGAUUCACCCUCCUACAACGGCGACGACGAUGACUUGUUGAAGCCGUCAUCGCUAUCGUACCUUACCUGUCGCAUCAACGAACGGUUGCCGCUCGCGUACCUACAAUUCAACGGAAAAUCCCCUCCCCCACAAUUAACAGCCCUGGGUGGAAAACACGAAACGAUGAAGACCCUCGCCUCACCUGGCACCUCGUGAUAUAGCGUGUCUAUAGAACGAGCAUGGAACGCAAUCGGACGAUUAUGCUACUGCUGACGAUCACCCUAAUAUUGUGCACCCAAUUCGGCGAACAUGAAUGCGCCGUCACCAAGGAACAAAUGGAGAAGACGGGCAAGUUGUUCCGACAGGUGUGUCAGCCGAAACAUAAAAUGUCGGAUGAUGUUCUUGAAGCCGGUAAAAACGGUGUCUUCCCCGAUACGAAGGACUUUAAAUGCUACAUCAGUUGCCUGCUCGAUAUGAUGCAAGUGACAAAACGAGGGAAGAUCAGCUAUGAGAAGUCCUUGAAACAAAUCGAUCAACUACUUCCAGAUGACUUGAAACCCGCUUUCCGUCAAGGAUUGGAGGCUUGCAAAGAUGUCGCCUCGGGAAUCAAAGAUCAUUGUGAUUCAGCCUACGUUCUACUGAACUGCUUCUACAAAAACAAUCCAGAAUUCAUGUUACCCUGAAUAAUGUGUUGACCCUUGCUAUCGUUUAUGGAAUCGAGUAUGGAAUCACGCUUUCAAAAUAUAGUAAAUGUGAUAUAUGUGUUAGUCAUUUUGUAUGUAUUUGUUGUACCCUGUAGAACUGCACCACGUAACGUAAUUGACGUUUUGAAAUAAAGAUCGAUGUUUUAUUCAUGCUUUA